Salpingoeca rosetta is the source of this 1755-nucleotide messenger RNA. RefSeq lists its product as uncharacterized. Lineage: Eukaryota; Choanoflagellata; Craspedida; Salpingoecidae. The transcript has 11 exons. The record is from RefSeq and is a predicted model, not a curated record. Gene Ontology annotation, biological process: protein histidyl modification to diphthamide. Gene Ontology annotation, molecular function: 2-(3-amino-3-carboxypropyl)histidine synthase activity. The coding region runs from base 53 to 1600 and encodes 515 amino acids.
GUUUGCAGUCAACACGAACCACGACGAAACCACGUGUUUGUUGUGUGCGACGAUGAGCGAGGAGGAGCCCAAGUCGGCGUUCAGCAACGAUGGCGCCGAGGCGAUGACCCGAGGCGUUGCUGUCGGGGACGAGAGUGCGGUGACGCCAGAGGACAUGGAGACCUUCUUUGAACUCUCGCGUUGCACCAACGCGGUUGCAAACCACCCAGGAAACAAGAUUGCACUGCAGUUCCCGGACGAACUGCUCCACUAUGGCGUGACUGUCACCGAGGAGCUGAAAUCUCGCACGGGCAAGGAGUUCUAUCUCUUGGCCGACACCACCUUUGGCAGCUGUUGCGUGGAUGAAGUGGCUGCAGAGCACGUGGAUGCAGAUGUUGUCAUCCAUUUCGGCAACUCCUGUCUGAGCAGAACGAGCCGGUUGCCUGCCCUGUAUGUGUUUGGAAAGUAUCCACUUGACCAACAAGCGCUGCUUGAGUACGUCACCAAACUUGCCGAAGAGGAUGCAUCAGAAGUACACGUGCUCUUCGACGUGCGCUAUCAGCACCACCAAUCCGCUGUCGAGGCAGCAGCUGAACGCUAUUCUCACGUGCACGUCGUUGGAGUUGACGCCGCGUUCACAUCGGCCGAGCCGGCACCGGCCAUCCCACACAGCCACCGCAGCGGCGACAGCAACGAUGGCGACGAUGGUGAGGAGCAACACAAACCACGCAGACCACAACAGCCACCAAGGUUUGGCCGGUAUGACCCUUCGUUCACCAAUGAGGCUGCAAGCGGACAUCGCUUCCUCUUCGUUGGGGCACCAACGUCGCGGCUGCUGAUGAACCACAUGCUCUACUUCAGUCAAAGCACGUUCUUCACGUUUGAUCCGGCGACGGGCGCGGGCCGACAGGAGACGGCGCGCGUGAACCGUCAGCUGAUGAAGCGCUAUUUCCUCAUCCAAAAGGCAAAGGACGCAGGCACUGUUGGGCUUGUUGUCGGCACGCUCGGAUCAGCUGAUUACAAGGGCGUCACCGACCGCCUGCGCACGAUGCUGCGCGCAUGCGGGAAGAAGGACUACACGCUGCUCGUCGGGAAGAUUAAUCCGGCAAAGCUCGCAAACUUUGAUGAGAUUGACAUUUACUGCCUCGUCGCCUGUCCUGAGCACUCGCUGAUUGACAGCGCCGAGUUCUACCGGCCGGUCAUCACCCCAUAUGAGCUCGAGCUCGCCUGUGCGCCAGCGCGGGAGUGGGGCGGAUUCCUGGAGAGCGAUUUCCGCCAGCUCGUGCCCAUGAUUGACGAGGACCUGAACGCGCUGCUUGAUGGCGAUGGCGAUGACGAGAGGGAGCCGCACUUCUCACUCAUCAGCAACGCCUACAUCGACCACAGCGACCGCAAGCAAGAGCUUGUGCGGACAGACAGGGGAGAGAUUGUUGCCCGUGAUGACAACACGACGCUGGCGCAAUACGGGGGUGGAUUUCUGCAGACGCGGACGUAUCAAGGGCUGCAGCAGCGGCUUGGCGAGACGGAGGUGAGCAAGGCGAUACAGGGCAGGACCGGUGUGCCCAUCCAAUACGACGAGGAGCCAGACACAUCCACGCACGAUGGCGGUGACAAGGCGUGAUGCGGUGGUGUGUUGUGUGUUGUCUGUGUGUGUGUGUAUGUGUGUGCAGUAGUUGUUGGCGAUGUUUUCUGCUGUUUACAUCGUGGACAUGAACGCAUCAAGAGUAAAUGGAAACGAAGCGCCCUGUUUCUCAAACGAAAAGGAGGCAACUUGCC